AUGUUGGCCACAAGAGCUAAUGCUCGCCUCUGCUCUGCAAGGCAAAUCGGCCAAAUCGCCAAGUCCGUUUCCAUGAGCCCGGCUCCCCUCCUUCUAGCCAGCCGACCACUUCUCGGAGCCCACCAUGAUUUCCCCAGCCAGGCGAGGAAUUUUGCCCUGUUCUCCAUUGUCAAGGACAAGGUCCCCAAGAAAGAUCUAGCGUCCACUCGUCACACGAAGCCCAUUUUCCCUGGUCCAGUUUAUACGGACAAAGAGCUUCUCGGAGUCGAGGUGGGACACCGAGAGCCAGAGACUCUUGCAGAUUCCCUAGCAUGGAGGCUCGUAAGGGGAGCGAGGAAACUGGUUGACUUCUCCACGGGUGUGACGGACAAGAAGCCGCUAACGACGGCGCAAUACAACACGCGUAUUCUUUUCCUCGAAAGUAUAGCAGCUGUCCCCGGAAUGGUUGCAGCCGUCCACCGACAUCUACGCUCCCUCCGACGAGGAGCCCGUGACCAAGGCUGGAUCAAGACACUUCUUGAGGAAGCCACCAACGAAAGAAUGCAUCUCCUCACAUGGAUGAACCUGGCCGAGCCCGGUUGGUUGCUGAGGCUGAUCUUUAUCGGUGCCCAGGGCGUCUUCUUCAACAUUUGCUUCGUCGCCCGUUGGAUCUCCCCUAGCUUCUUCCAUCGUUUCGUUGGUUACGUCGAAGAGGAGGCCAUCCACACUUAUUCGAGACUGGAGCGCGAGAUUGCCAACGGCCAGAUCGAGGGCUGGUCUGAUCCCAAGUUUCCUAUUCCUGACAUUGCUGUCGAGUACUGGAACAUUCCCCAAGACAGGCGAACGAUGCUUUGGUUGACACGAUACAUUCGUGCUGACGAGGCCGGACAUCGUGGCGUGAACCAUACUCUUGCCAACCUUGAUCAGCAGACCGACCCGAACCCAUUCGAGCCCGAUGAAAAUGACCCAAAUCCCACAAUCCCGAACGCCGUGCUAAGGGUUAAGGGAUUCGAGAGGUCUGAAGUCAUCGAGGAUCUCCACACACCCCACAAGGGAGAAAAGGACGCCGCGGCCCACUGA
Messenger RNA from Scedosporium apiospermum, 1059 nucleotides. RefSeq names its product Alternative oxidase, mitochondrial. The record is from RefSeq and is a predicted model, not a curated record. Gene Ontology annotation, molecular function: alternative oxidase activity. Gene Ontology annotation, cellular component: mitochondrion. Lineage: Eukaryota; Fungi; Ascomycota; Sordariomycetes; Microascales; Microascaceae. The transcript is spliced from 3 exons. Gene Ontology annotation, biological process: alternative respiration. The coding region runs from base 1 to 1059 and encodes 352 amino acids.